AUUUUAAAGUCAACCAAAAGUGAUAUAUAAUACUUAGUCCUUUAGUUUUAGCGGUGUUUAACGUACAGACGGUGAGGUGACGUUAGCACACGGUCGGUGUUCACUGUUUGCAAACCGCGGUGACAGUUUCAUCAGCAGCUCAGUCAGUCAGGGGAGGAGUCGUGCCCUGCAGAGUCCACCUCUGUUCAAGUAUUUGGGUGAUAAAUGGAGGAAUAACCGGUUAGAGAAGAUGAAAAAAACUCAGUAGAAGACGUUUCACGGGACAGGUGCUUCCACAGGACAAACUGUGCUGGGACUGCAGGAGGUUAAGCAUUACAUUGACCAUGCUGCUGCACAGACUGACCCUGUGUUCAAGGAUCCCACUGGAUCACCAGAGACACGUAUGCCGGCUGCUCACCAGACCUCUGACACAAGUUCCCCAUGGGAGGGCCCACGGCAGCUCCUUCGCACACCGCGGUGAACUGCGUCAGGCCAAGAGGAUCGUAGUCAAGCUCGGCAGUGCUGUGGUCACCCGUGGAGAUGAGUGCGGUCUGGCUCUGGGGAGGCUGGCCUCCAUUGUGGAGCAGGUGGCCAUGCUGCAGAAUCAGGGCCGGGAGAUGAUGAUCGUCACCAGUGGAGCGGUGGCUUUUGGCAAGCAGAGAUUAAGACAUGAGAUCCUGCUGUCCCAGAGUGUCCGACAGGCGCUGCACUCAGGACACAAUCAGCUCAAAGACAUGUCUCUGCCGGUGCUGGAGGCCCGGGCCUGUGCUGCAGCCGGACAGAGCGGCCUGAUGGCCCUGUAUGAGGCCAUGUUCACCCAAUACAGCACUUGCACUGCACAGGUCCUGGUGACAAAUCUGGAUUUCCAUGAUGACCAAAAGAGGCAGAACCUGAACAGCACGCUGCAGGAGCUGCUCCGCAUGAACAUCGUGCCCAUCAUCAACACCAAUGAUGCCGUGGUGCCCCCGCCGGAGCCCAAUAGCGACCUGCAGGGGGUAAAUGUGAUCAGCAUUAAGGACAAUGACAGUCUGGCGGCGCGGCUAGCCGUGGAGAUGAAGGCUGACCUCCUCAUCGCACUGUCUGACGUGGAAGGACUGUACAACAGCCCCCCAGGAACAGAUGAUGCCAAGCUCAUUGACAUCUUCUACCCUGGAGACCAGCAGUCCAUCACCUACGGCACAAAGUCCAGAGUGGGGAUUGGAGGCAUGGAGGCCAAGGUAAAGGCUGCUCUCUGGGCCCUACAAGGUGGCACCUCAGUGGUCAUUGCAAACGGCACCCACCCCAAAGUAACAGGUCACGUCAUCACUGAUAUCGUGGAGGGCAAAAAGGUGGGGACCUUCUUCUCUGAGAUCAAACCUGCUGGCCCAACUGUGGAGCAUCAGACAGAAAUGGCUCGCACCUCUGGAAGAACCCUGGCCUCCCUGCACCCAGACCAGAGGAGUGAGAUCAUCUGCCAUCUAGCAGAGCUGCUGACUGAAAAGAAGGAGGAGAUUCUGGCUGCCAACAAGAUGGACAUGGACCUGGCUGUAAAUGCAGGCCAUUUACCGCCAGCCAUGUUGAAGCGUCUGAGCUUGUCACCUGCCAAACUCAACAGCUUGGCCAUAGGUUUGCGCCAGAUAGCCGUGGCCGCCCAGGACAGUGUGGGUCGUGUGCUGCGCAGGACCAGGGUGGCUCACAACCUGGAGCUGGAGCAGAUCACUGUGCCCAUCGGAGUUCUGCUGGUCAUCUUUGAGGCCCGGCCUGACUGCCUGCCGCAGGUGGCAGCACUGGCCAUAGCCAGUGGCAACGCCCUCCUUCUGAAGGGAGGCAAAGAGGCAGCCAACACCAACCGUGUCCUCCACCAGCUCACCCAGGAAGCCCUCUCCAUGCAUGGUGUCAGCGAGGCUGUGCAGCUGGUGAGCACUCGUGAGGAGGUGGAGGAUCUGUGCCGUCUGGACAAGAUGAUCGACUUGAUUAUCCCCCGAGGUUCGUCUCAGCUGGUGAGGAACAUUCAGCGGGCGGCCAAGGGCAUCCCGGUGCUGGGUCACAGUGAGGGUAUCUGCCACGUCUACGUCGAUGCAGAAGCCAGCGUUGACAAAGUCAUCAAAAUUGUCAGAGACUCCAAGUGCGACUACCCUGCUGCGUGUAAUGCCAUGGAAAGUCUACUGAUUCACAGGGACAUCCUCAGGACUCCACUGUUUGACCAGAUCAUUGACAUGCUGCGCACCGAACGGGUGAAGAUUCACGCAGGCCCUCGGUUCGCCUCCUACCUGACAUUCAGCCCAUCAGAGGCCAAGUCCCUGCGGGUAGAGUACGGUGACCUGGAAUGCUGCAUGGAGGUGGUGGACAGCAUGCAGGAAGCUGUGGACCAUAUUCACAAGUAUGGCAGCUCCCACACAGACGUUAUCAUCACAGAAAACGAGGAGACAGCGGAGCAGUUCCUGCAUCAGCUGGACAGCGCUUGUGUUUUCUGGAAUGCAAGCUCCCGUUUUGCUGAUGGCUACCGCUUUGGGCUGGGAGCAGAGGUAGGUAUAAGCACAGCUCGUAUCCAUGCCCGAGGCCCUGUUGGCCUGGAGGGGCUGCUCACCACCAAGUGGGUCCUGAGAGGCGACGGGCACACAGCAGCCGACUUCUCUGAGCAGGGUACCAUGAAGUACCUCCAUGAAAACCUGCCUGUCGGGCAGCCUCUCGCCGGGCAAAGGGACAGCAACUAGACCAGAGACUUUGACAGCACUCACAUGGCCUUAACUUUGGUCAGUAUGGUUUACACUGCCAGCCAGCAGCUCCCCCCCGGGGCCUUGUUGCAGAUAAUGGCUGAUGUCAUUGUUUUAAAGCUCUGAAGCACACAGCAUGGAGAGAGAAGCUCAACACACCUUUUUAUCCUUUUUAUCAGCACAUUCAGAAAGUUGUCCCUGUUCAGACUUCAGACUGGUACUAAGACUUUACAGUGUUAGAAAUUCUACCUCAGCUUAUAAUUCUUUUAUAUAAGAUGGGUAAAGUCAACCUCAUACAAGGCUGUUAAAUGAAGGCUGGGACAUGGCUUUUGACCCCACGGGAGCUAUGUGGUACGAUACUUAUGUUGUGUAACUGGAGCUGCGAUGCUGGAGAGAUACAGCAGGCAUCGUUAGAAAUGAAGCAAUGGUCUCCGAUCAGGUAGUCUAGCCUCCUUGGGUGCGCUUGGCUUGACAGACUUUUCCGGUGCACUUGAAUGGAUAGCAUUUGAUUUACAGAAUUUUAAUUCUACAUCUUUUUUUGAAAAUACAUUCCUACCUACGGCUGACUACAGACGCCUUAGUGAAAAAAUGAGUCAUUCCUAAAAUAGAGCACCAACUAUUCCGCCUUUUAGCAAGUGCAGACCAGAGGUGGUGUUCAAACAUUCUGACAAUCCUCUCAGAGAGCUCUUAACACAACCUAAACAUUUUGAGUAAGGAGUCCUAGCUUAGGAGUGAUUUAGGAAGGUUCUCAGAGCAACUCUGAGCAAGGAAGGGACAGAGACUUUUACCUUAGUGAAGAGGUGUGGUUGACCCGUUGCUAGGUAUGACACUUUUU
This is a messenger RNA of Epinephelus lanceolatus (giant grouper), 3507 nucleotides long. It is a transcript of the gene aldh18a1, whose product is annotated as aldehyde dehydrogenase 18 family, member A1. NCBI's taxonomy places the organism in Eukaryota, Metazoa, Chordata, Actinopteri, Perciformes, Serranidae. Gene Ontology annotation, molecular function: glutamate-5-semialdehyde dehydrogenase (NADP+) activity; glutamate 5-kinase activity; ATP binding. The record is from RefSeq and is a predicted model, not a curated record. Gene Ontology annotation, cellular component: mitochondrion; cytoplasm.